AUGCCAGGAACAUUCAGUAAAAGUUUUAAAAUUUUAAUUGCUGACAAGACAUGCAGCGAUCUUGUUCAUCCAGGAUUAACUUGCAUGGAAGCAAUGAAAUUAAAUUUAGUCGAUGGAAUAAUCGGUGGAUUAAAAUUUUAUCUUCCUAUUUUCUUAAUUCCUUUGUUCAUGAAAAUAAAAGAUUGGAAGAAAGUGAAAACGUGGAAAGAUUUUCUCAAAGGUUACGGCAGAAGUUGUUUAUUUGCUUUGUGUCUGAAUUUUUGUUCAUUUACCGGCAUUUGUUUUACUUAUAAAUGGCUUCCAUUAUUUCUGACGUUACCAGCUGGUAUUGGUAGCUUAUUUUUCUGUUUUGUCCCACCGAAAGUACGAAAAGCCGAAGGUCAAGGAAUGUUUAAUAUGUAUGUGGAGUUUCUCAUUCGUCGGUCGCGUUCCAAGUUGAUCGCUUCCAUCAGACAAUCGAAAGUCGUCGUAACUUUAUUGUUUAGUAUUUUAAAUACUUGCAUCGUUUAUGGAUAUUUAAGAAAAGCUUCUAUAAACUUUUGGUUCACUUCGUUUCGAAUAACAAAACAAGAAAAUGACGACAAGACACUUGCCAAAGGUUGCAAACUUAUCCAUGACGAAAUCACGUGUUUUGAUUAUUUGAAGCAGGAACUAAAACAAACAGCGAAAUUUGCAUUUGCUUUGGCGGCAAUUAAAGCGAUACCAGGAAGAAUUUCUAUGUUGUACAAACAACCACUCGAAAUGCCAAAAAGGUUGCUAACAAAGUUCGAUUAUGAAAUGUUCAUGUUCAUCAUGAGUUUAAAUGGAAUCUUUAAGUAUCUCUUCUGUCUUCUUAAUCGAAAGUCAAGAUUUUCAAUCGAAACUAAUUGCAUUGUGUCAUCGUUGAUAUCAGGAGUCGGAUUUUUAUUCUAUCCUCAAUAUAUCGUCUUCACGAUGGCAAUGACAAACGCAGUAGAGUCAAUUUAUCAUUGUAUCGAACAGAGCUUUAAAAGCCGAGGGAAAGAACUGCCACUGGUCAUGAAACUGAUAAACAAAUUUCCACUGGUCUACUUUAUGUUUCUUUUUACUGCUGGUCUUGACAUUCAGUUGAGAAUUUUGUAUCCCAGUUUGGUCAACAAGUACACCCACAAAAUUUUAUCAGUGCUAACAAAUGGAAAAGGCGACGAACUUGCAAAAAAUGUCAUCAAACUCAUGAUUGGAUUCGAAUAA
This is a messenger RNA of Clunio marinus, 1209 nucleotides long. NCBI's taxonomy places the organism in Eukaryota, Metazoa, Arthropoda, Insecta, Diptera, Chironomidae. The record is from the annotation of a GenBank genome assembly.